CGCACUGGAAACAUGGCGGCUGCCAGUCCGUGCGAUUCUUCGCGCUCGGUGCCCACAAAUGUAACCAUAAAGACUGAGCCAGAAACCGAGGACGGGCUACUCUUCGGCUCGGAGGUUGUGCCGGUUAAGCGGGACCCCGUGGUCCCCCUCAUGGCGCCGGUGAGCGGCCUGCAGCCCCUCUCCUGGUCGCAGGACCACCGCCUGGCCGUGUGCACCUCCAGCUCCCUGUCGGUGAUGGAGCUGGUGUGCGAUGUACACAGCAACAAGCAGGACCUGACGCUGCACAGGACCUCCAUCCCCGUCCCGACAGAAGCCCACAAACUGAGGGUGGGACCAUCAGCAGAGCUCGCUCAAGCUGUGGAAAAGUUCUCGUUACAUCCGGAUCCCGCAGUCAGGCAAGUGUUUAUGGCCGACAGAGUGAUCAACCCGUCAGUAGGCGUGCACAAAGGAAUAAAGUAUGCCAGUUGGUCUCCGUUAGGUUGUGACUCUAGUGGACGCUGUCUGCUCGCCUGCCUCACACUCGACCAGAGACUUACAAUUUAUAACAGCCACAAGCGUCUUGAGUGGAACGCGUUAGUCGAUCUCACCAAAAAGUACAGCGAGAGGCUAAAAGAGCGAGCCUACGCCAGAAAAGACAACAAGCCGCCGCAGGCAAACCUCCUGGACUUGGACGAGCUGCAGCGGCGUUUCCGUAUGCAGACGCCGAUAAGGAUGGAGUGGUCGAGCAUUUACACAAUCAAACAGGUUCAGCAGGACAACACGUGUUUGGACGUGGAGAUGGUUCUCCUCGCUGUGUUGAUGGAAAACGGCGACCUUGUUUUGUGGAAGUUCGUGCUGCCCUUCACAAAUGGGGCAGAUGUUUUGUUUUAUGACAUUAUAGAAUCAGGGGUGAGCAGACCCAGCGACUUGGCGUGGUGGGAGUACGAGAACGCAGAUCGACGGAUGAGCGGCCUGAUCAUCGGCAGCGAGGUGGGACCCGUCAAGAUCAUGCCGGUCAGUCUGUCGGGAGUGAAGGGCUACUUCACCCUCCGACACCCCGUCAUCCUCUGGAAGGAGUGCGACGAGAUCGCCGUGGAAAACAUCAAAUGCGUCCCGAUGAUCCACCCGAUCCACAAAUCCAGCUGCAGCCUCAUCGUGGCUUCACGCGGCUGCUACGUCUUCUGGUGUUUGCUCAUGAUCUCACCAGCCGGACUGAAUGUGCACAACUCCCAUGUGGCUGGGCUGCACUCGCUUCCUGUGGUCUCGCUGGCGGUCAGUCAGCACGGCGUUGCAGUGUACACGUGCUCCAUAGACGGGUGGAUAAAGAAGCUGACGCCGACAUUCACUGAGAACACUUUGAUUUUCAAACAGGAGGACAUGUUGCGACCUGAGAACCUCGCCGGCAGGAGGAUUCACGGGAUCGCAGUGAGCCACAACGGAGCGUACAUCGCAACCGUCAGCACGCAAGGUAUGGUUGGUAACUUUCAUCCAAUUAACAGGACUUACCAGGUUCACUUUGUGACCCUGAAAACGCCAGAAGCUGCAGCAGCGCUACUGCUCAAGUCCCCCUCGCAGAACUUGUAUAAGAUGGCCGACCUGCUGGACCUGGUGAGGUGGCAGAUUCUGAGAACCAAAUGCAUCCCUGCGUCGCUGCAGGAGGAGCUCGAUCAGAAGAUCCAGGAGGCGGAUUCGCCCUACUUGUGGCGGUUCAAGCUCUUCCUGGUGCGUAUACUUCACCAGUCGCUACAGAUGCCUCACGUGGAAUACAGCUGGAAACCUACGCACGAGGAGAGCAAAGUGUUCGUAAGAGACGAGGAAGAGGAGGACAGAGAAGGCGACGAAGAUGCUGUGAAGGAGGAGGGCGAGGGUGGUGUUAAAGAGGAGAACCAGGAGGAGCAGAGGGCGGAGGUGCAGGCCUGGAUCAACGCUGUGGAGACCCACCUGAUGAGAGAGAACAUCAAGAAGGUGUUGGGGGUCGUGUACCUCAACACCUGGCUGGCGCAGAACAUCAGCAUCCCCACCUGUGGCCUGGUGGACUAUCUCUCCAGAGACACCGGCGACAGAGCAUCAGAGGUCCUGAUUGGCCACAUCAAGAAGAAGAUGAACAAGCAGACGUUCUCGGAGCGCUGCAGCUUGUGUCAGACUGUGCUGCCCUUCACAGACCACAAACAGGCCACCUGUGAAAACGGACACAUGUGGCUCAGGUGUGUGUUGUCAUACCAGGCCUGCCAGACGCUGACGUUCAGACGGUGCCUCCUGCUGGAUAGCAUCGCCAGACUGCCAGAGCCUGAGGAUCCAGAGUGGAUAAAGAAGAUCCUGCAGGCGCCCUGCACGCUCUGCGACUCGCCGAUGAUCUAGGUCUGAUCGAUCGGAGAAACCUCAGGGCUUCCUCCCCCCGCGACCUUCAGAGCUCCCCGCUCUGACGCCGGGUCCAAUUUUGUCAGACAUCACUGCUAAAAUAUUUUUUAUUUCAUGUAUUUUGUUUAAGUUUUUAUUACUUUAUAUUGGUAUCUUAAAAGUGCAAAU
Molecule: messenger RNA, 2505 nt
Organism: Stegastes partitus (bicolor damselfish)
Lineage: Eukaryota; Metazoa; Chordata; Actinopteri; Pomacentridae
Gene: gtf3c4
Product: general transcription factor IIIC, polypeptide 4
Exons: 5
Coding region: 13-2337 (774 amino acids)
Biological process (GO): transcription initiation at RNA polymerase III promoter
Cellular component (GO): transcription factor TFIIIC complex
Molecular function (GO): protein binding; histone acetyltransferase activity
Source: RefSeq, a predicted model, not a curated record